Molecule: messenger RNA, 2148 nt
Organism: Saccostrea cuccullata (small rock oyster)
Lineage: Eukaryota; Metazoa; Mollusca; Bivalvia; Ostreida; Ostreidae
Product: pre-mRNA-processing factor 19-like
Exons: 17
Coding region: 79-1608 (509 amino acids)
Biological process (GO): protein ubiquitination; mRNA splicing, via spliceosome; DNA repair
Cellular component (GO): U2-type catalytic step 1 spliceosome; Prp19 complex; cytoplasm
Molecular function (GO): ubiquitin protein ligase activity; protein binding
Source: RefSeq, a predicted model, not a curated record
AUGGGUACAAAACGGAAAUAUUAUGCCCGUUUAGAAUAUUCCGUUUCCCACAAUAUUUGAUCACGUGACCCAUCCAAAAUGGCGCUGUGCUGUGCAAUUAGUAAUGAUGUUCCUGAGCAACCAGUUAUAUCACCUGUAUCUGGACACAUCUAUGAGCGACGUCUCAUAGAAAAGUACAUCAAAGAAAAUGGCUCUGAUCCAAUGAAUGGAGAGAAACUGGGAAUAGAAAUGCUUGUUGAAGUCAAAGCAUCUCCACUGGUAAAACCUAGACCACCCUCUGCGACAAGUAUUCCUGCCAUACUCAAAGCACUGCAAGAUGAAUGGGAUGCUGUAAUGUUACACAGCUUUACACUGCGACAACAGCUACAGACAGCUAGACAAGAAUUGUCCCAUGCUCUUUAUCAACACGAUGCUGCUUGUCGUGUGAUAGCUCGUCUCACCAAAGAAGUCACAGCUGCUAGAGAAGCGUUGGCAACCCUCAAGCCCCAGGCUGGGAUCACUGCUGGUGCCUACGCUGCCCCAGCUCCACAACCAACUUAUGGUGCAGAAGCUGGACCAGAGUCAGCCAUUCAACCAAUGGAGGAGACUGGCAUGAGUGAUGAAGUGCUCCAAAAGUUACAAGACAAAGCCACACUUCUUACAGCAGAAAGGAAAAAGAGAGGUAAAACUGUACCAGAAGGGCUUGCAACAACAGAAGACAUUAAAUCUUUCAAACAGCUGGCGUCUCACACUGGACUUCACAGUGCUAGUGUUCCUGGAAUUCUGGCUUUGGAUAUCUGUUUGAAGGACACCUCCAAAAUUGUUACAGGUGGUAAUGAUAAAAAUGCCGUGGUAUUUAACAAGGACACAGAGCAGGUCAUGGCCAUUCUCAAAGGUCAUACAAAGAAGGUCACAAGUGUUAUUUAUCAUCCAGAAGAUGAACUUGUCUUUACCGCCUCCCCUGAUGCCACGAUCCGUGUCUGGGGGGUAGAGACCGCCCAGUGUGGUCAGGUGAUCAGAGCUCACGAUGCCCCUGUCACAGGAAUCAGUCUGCACGCUACAGGAGAUUACCUUCUCAGCUCCUCCACAGACAUGCAUUGGGCCUUCUCGGACAUAAGACAAGGACGAGUUUUAACCAAAGUUAGUGAUCCAUCAUCUCAGCAUGCUCUCACAUGUGCCCAGUUUCACCCUGAUGGUCUUAUUUUCGGAACUGGAACUGAGGACUCUAUGAUCAAGAUUUGGGAUUUGAAAGGCAGACUUAAUGUAGCUAACUUCCCAGGUCACCAAGGACCCAUUACCAGCAUCGCCUUCUCUGAAAAUGGUUACUACUUGGCUACUUCAGCUGAGGAUUCAGUCGUGAAACUGUGGGAUCUGAGGAAAUUGAAGAAUUUCAAGACUCUUCAACUGACAGACAAAUAUGAGGUGAGGUCCCUCUCCUUUGACCAGAGUGGAACAUAUCUGAGUGUGGCUGGAUCAGAUGUCAGGGUGUACCUCUGCAAGCAGUGGCAGGAGUUGAUUUCCUUCAAUGACCAUACAGCCAUGGCCACAGGAGUAAGAUUCGGACACAAUGCCACAUUUGUUGCAUCAGCAAGCAUGGAUAGAUCUGUCAAAUUCUUUGGAAUGUCCUGAGUGGAAUAAAAGUCUGUAGAAAUUCAUAGAAUCAAGCUGAGACAUUUUAAUGAUUUUGUAUUAACCUUGUCCUUCAUGUAUGUAUAUGUGAUGAGGCAUUUGUACAUUUUGUUUUUAAUGUAGAAAAUUAAUAAAUUUGAUGGUAUUGUAACUAUUAAGUGAAAUGACCAGAUUGCUGUUUCUUCAUUAAAACAGAAAAGAAAUGUUAAAAUAAUUGUUUUCUAUGUACAUUUAUCAUAAUCUUUGGAGUAAAUUUUGCUCUCUAAAUUUUUAUUGUGUACAGCUUUGCAUUUGCUCAUAGUUUUUUUUCACAGCAUCACCAACAUAUCGAAUUUACCAUUACCUGUUCAUUUUCAUUUACCAAUAAUCAUUAUUAUUAAAGUGGUUCACUUCAGUGUAAAUCCGAUGAUUGUUUCAUUUUUGUGUAAACAGCUAAAAUUGCAGUAAAAAAUAAAGCUGUACAAAGUGAUUGUAGCAACUCAUUUAAAAUAUCAGUUCAAAUGGAAUUGUGCUUUUUCUGGAAAUAAAAAUAGAACAGAA